Ceratitis capitata (Mediterranean fruit fly) is the source of this 1685-nucleotide messenger RNA. RefSeq names its product facilitated trehalose transporter Tret1. Gene Ontology annotation, cellular component: membrane. Gene Ontology annotation, biological process: transmembrane transport; carbohydrate transport. The coding region runs from base 204 to 1613 and encodes 469 amino acids. NCBI's taxonomy places the organism in Eukaryota, Metazoa, Arthropoda, Insecta, Diptera, Tephritidae. The transcript is spliced from 6 exons. Gene Ontology annotation, molecular function: sugar transmembrane transporter activity. The record is from RefSeq and is a predicted model, not a curated record.
GUGAAAUUCGUUGUUAGCUGCUGGAAUUUGUCGCCACCAGUGAUGGAUUAUACAAGUGUAAUAUUUUUACACUUAAGUGAUAGUCAAAAGCUUUUGGAGUGAAGUGAUCCUUGAGGAAAAGGAUACACACAGUGAAAGUGUGUGUUUUGUGUCUACAAAAAAGUUGUUAUCUUUGCCAAUAAAUAAGUAAAAUCAAUCGCAAAAUGGUUUGCAGUCAAAGCUCCAGUGGCGUUUUUAGCCGCGAAUAUCGCAUGCAAUUGUUGGCCACACUUAGUGUCACCAUCAUAACAUUUUGCAACGGCGCCGGUAUCGGCUGGUUCGCACCCAUGUUGACGAAGUUUCAAUCGCCCACCGAAACACCACUGGGCUUUACCGCUACCGUCGAGGAGGGUUCGUGGAUCGGUGCGCUCGUUUGCGCUGGUGGAGUAACUGGAAAUUUAAUUUUCGGUGUACUAUUGGAUCUCAUAGGUCGUAAAGCUUGUAUAUAUAUUCUAGCCAUACCGCAUAUGUGCUUUUGGAUACUUGUUUACUAUGCGCCAUGCAUUGAAUAUCUUUACGCAGCGCGUUUUGCUUCCGGCAUCACUGGUGGUGGCACUUGGGUUGUGAUACCCAUUUUUAUAGGCGAAAUCGCUGAUCCAACCAUACGCGGUCGUCUUAUGUCACUUUUUACUCUUACGCUCAAUAUGGGCAUGACGGCCGGCUACAUACUCUCCUCAUAUGUACCCUAUCACAUUAUACCAAUCGCGGUAAUUGUGCUACCGCUACUUUAUUUGUUCAUAGAAACAUUUUUCCCCGAAACGCCAUCCUACCUUCUGAUACAUGGAAAAGAGGAACAAGCUGAAAAUUCUUUGAAAUUCUAUAUGAACCAUACUGGAAAUGCAACUAAACUGGAAAUUGAACAAUUUAAUGUAAAAUUUGCAGAACUAAAAAGUGCUGUGAAACAACAAAAAUCACAAAAUGACGGGGUGACGUUGAAGGAUUUUUUCACCAAGCGCGCACUACGCACAAUUAGCAUCGGCAUAACCGUUAUGCUCAUCAAUAUAGCUACUGGAAGUUUCGCUUUACUCAGCUACAUGUCAACAAUCUUUGUCGCGGUUAAAACCGAUAUACAUCCCGACACGAAUACAAUCAUUAUUGGUGUUGUACAAAUACUCGGCUCUUAUACAGCCAUAAUUUUAGUCGAUCGAUUCGGUCGUAAAAUUCUCCUAAUGAUUUCAACAGCCUCAACGGGAGUGUUCUUAGCUGCCUUCGGCACGUAUGCAUUUUUCGCAGAGGAAACCGAUGUAGAUCUAACAGCAUAUCGUUCGUGGUUGCCACUCGUACUUAUGGCGCUCGUUAUACUCACGGCGAAUGUGGGCAUUAUACCCGUGCCUGCUGUAUUGUUGGUGGAGAUUUUGCCACCAAAGAUACGCGCCAAGGCUGUAUCGUUUUGCGUCACUCUACUGAGCUUUUUCGCUUUUGUCAUGUUGAAGAUUUUCCCGCCUUUCAUGGACGCUUUCGGCUUGUCGGCGACAAUGUGGGCUUGUGCCUCAUUCGCUGCUAUGGGACUUUUAUAUAUAACAGUGGUGGUACCAGAGACUAAAGGGAAGUCCAUGAAUGUGGAUGAUGAUUAGAAAAAUACAAAAAUUAUAUAAGGUUCCAAAAAGAAAAGGAAAAAAACAUUAUCUAACCUGCGAAUUUAUAUA